CACCGAGCGACGUUUUCUCAGGCCGCGAGUAAGGUCCAGGAAAAUCCUUUCGUUGGAGAGAUAUGGCACCAUCACCCACAAAGCGGAAGGAGGAGGAAAAAACAAAAGAUAGAGGCAAAGAAAAGACUAGUACCAAGGAAGGAGACAAGGAGAGAGGACGGGAGAAAGUAAGGAAACGCCGCAGUGCUUCUACUGGCAGCAGCAGCAGCAGGUCCAGAUCGAGCUCCACUUCAAGCAGCAGCUCUGGUUCCAGCUCGGGUUCCUCGAGCGGAUCCAGCUCAUCUGGUUCCAGCCGUUCUGGUUCUUCAAGCUCUCGUUCCUCCUCCUCUUCCAGCUCCUCGGGCUCCCCCAGCCCGAGCCGCAGACGCCACGACAACCGCCGCCGCUCCCGCUCAGCGUCCAAAACACAGAAGAGGGGAGAUGAUAAGGAGCGAAGGAAAAGAAGCCCGAGCCCCAAACCAACUAAAGUUCAUCUAGGACGACUGACCAGGAAUGUCACCAGGGACCACAUCCAGGAGAUCUUUUCCACAUAUGGAAAAAUCAAAAUGGUCGAAAUGCCAAUGGACAGGCUAAACCCACACCUAUCCAGGGGCUUCGCUUACGUGGACUUUGAGACUCCUGAGGAGGCCCAGAAGGCCCUCAAAUAUAUGGACGGAGGUCAGAUUGACGGACAGGAAAUCACUGCGUCUGCCGUGCUACCUCAACGAGUCCGCCCUCCACCUCGCAGACCUUCUCCCCCUCGCAGAAUGCCCCCACCGCAGCCAAUGUGGCGUCGCAGUCCGCCGCGCAUGAGGAGAAGGUCCCGCUCCCCGAGGAGGCGGUCCCCAGCACGCCGCCGCUCUCGCUCCAGAUCCCCUGGUCGCAGGCGUCACCGCUCCCGUUCCAGCUCUAACUCCUCCAGAUAGACGAGUUUUGUGCCUCCUGCUAUCAAGUGAUCUCUUAGGUCCUUUCUCUGAUCAGCUGGAGCCUCUGCUUUCCCAGACCUCGUGGACUCACCAGAAAUAAAACCAUCUGCGCUGUAGCCAACGCAAACAUCUGCCCGCAUGUAGAAAGCGGAAGUGUUUUUUUUUUUUUUCUGCAAAUGUGAGUUACUUUUCAUGUUUCGUUUAAAGUUGAUCCCAAAAAAGCUUCUGUGUUUCUUGUUGUGUUUCAGGCUGAGCGUGGGCUCCACUGAGAUCGACAAAUAUUUCUUUUUAAGUAUGACUUCUUUUUACCAUGUACUGAAUUUUUAGACAUUUUUGAAAAAUAAAAACAAUGAAACAGG
Messenger RNA from Chelmon rostratus (copperband butterflyfish), 1264 nucleotides. RefSeq names its product RNA-binding protein with serine-rich domain 1-like. Gene Ontology annotation, cellular component: ASAP complex; nucleoplasm; cytoplasm. Lineage: Eukaryota; Metazoa; Chordata; Actinopteri; Chaetodontiformes; Chaetodontidae. Gene Ontology annotation, molecular function: RNA binding. The record is from RefSeq and is a predicted model, not a curated record. Bases 63 to 905 code for a protein of 280 amino acids. The transcript has 7 exons. Gene Ontology annotation, biological process: mRNA splicing, via spliceosome.